Molecule: messenger RNA, 6580 nt
Organism: Colossoma macropomum (tambaqui)
Lineage: Eukaryota; Metazoa; Chordata; Actinopteri; Characiformes; Serrasalmidae
Gene: dgkg
Product: diacylglycerol kinase beta
Exons: 26
Coding region: 665-3292 (875 amino acids)
Biological process (GO): intracellular signal transduction; diacylglycerol metabolic process; lipid phosphorylation
Cellular component (GO): plasma membrane
Molecular function (GO): ATP-dependent diacylglycerol kinase activity; calcium ion binding
Source: RefSeq, a predicted model, not a curated record
UGUGUGUGCGUGUGAGAGAGAGAGAGAGAGAGAGAGAGAGAGAGAGAGAAAGAGAGAGCGAGAGCGCGGUCGGCUCUGUGUAAACAGGCUGUCAGAAAAGAAAGUGCAGGGACGUUUCUACACGCCGCUGCAGCUGACGGAGAGAGCCGCGCAACCUACAGGAGGAUAAUCACGAGAGGAGAGGAGAGUUUAAUUAAUUCAUGCUGGAGAGAUGUUGUGCUGCCUCUGAGUGAAAAGGCUCCAGUGCUGCGUGUGCACCUCUGCCUGUAGCUUUGUGCUCAUGUUUAUCUGCCAGCGACAGGAUCCGCCAGUGCUCUGACCAUUGGAGAACCUCAUGGUACCAUUAUCAUCACCUGGCUGAACGGAGGUCAUUGUGGGUCAUAGGUCAUUCAUUCAGCCUUGCUGUGAUCUUUGUGUGAACAUCCCUGCCGUGCAAAUCACAGCCCCGACCUGUCACACCUCGUCCGUUUCACCUUGACUCUGCACUCAUCUUCUCAUCUCCCCGUCCCUACGCUUCCCCACUCCGGUGCCACCUCUUUCACCAUCUGCUCACAGAAGGAGCUGGGAUGACGCCAAACCUGCUUACCUCCAUAUCCUACCUCAACCAGGGCUAAUCAUCAUCAUCAUCUCCACACACCCCCUCACACACACUCCAGCCGGCGAGAUGGGCGACGGGAGCUGGGUGUGUCUGAGCCCAUCCGAGUUCUCCCAACUGCAGCAAUACAGCGAAUAUUCAUCUAAGAAGCUGAAAGAUGUUUUGGAGGAGUUUCAUGGAAAUGGUGUGCUCUCUAAGUACAACCCUGAGCAGAAGCAAGACGUUCUCAACCAACCUAUCGACUACGAGGGCUUCCAGCUCUUCAUGACCACCUAUCUAGAGAAUGACAUCCCAGAGGAACUGUGCCAGCACCUCUUCACCUCAUUCAAGAGCAAGACCAGCGGAGGCGGCUCCCCUGAUGCCCCCCGCGCCGGAGCCACGCUGCUAGGGAUGAAUGGAAAGAGUAUUCUCAGUGCUAUGGGCAGACAUACUCCGGAGCACUCUGCAGGGAUAACUCCAGGCUCAGGUGCCACCACCUCCCCGUGCUCCUCCCGCUCCUCCUCCCAGCGCUCAGGCACGGGGGGACAUACGCCCGGGGCUCCUCAUCGCUCGCCCUGCACACAGCCCAAAGCACCAGUGGCCAGCAGCAGCAGCAACGCCCUGGCUCCAUCCAAAACCACCAACUCUCCAAGACUCUCCCCAGAGCAAAAUCGGUCAGAAAAGGGAGUGUCUCUGAGGAGAAGUCCAUCCCCUCAGAAGAGUUCUGCACUUUCCUUGCCACAGGUGGUCUUCCUGAAGGACAUUGUGUGCUACCUGUCACUGCUGGAGCGAGGGACCCCAGAGGAUAAGCUAGAGUUCAUGUUCCGGCUGUACGACACAGAUGGCAAUGGCCUGCUGGACAGCUCAGAACUUGACCGCAUUAUCAAUCAGAUGGUCCAUGUAGCAGAAUACCUGGAAUGGGAUUCAACAGAGCUGCGGCCGAUCCUGAAGGAGAUGAUGGAGGAGAUCGACUAUGACCGGGAUGGAACAGUCACACUAGAGGAGUGGAUUAGAGGAGGCAUGACAACCAUACCUCUACUGGUACUGCUGGGCAUGGAGACGAAUGUACAAGAAGAUGGGCAGCAUGUUUGGAGACUGAAGCACUUCAACAAGCCAGCGUACUGUAACUACUGUCAAACAAUGCUGUUAGGAGUGCGGAAACAAGGCCUUUGCUGCUCACUAUGCAAGUACACAGUCCAUGAGCGCUGUGUGUCCAAAGACAUUGCUGCCUGCAUCAGCACCUAUGCCAAGUCCCGCAGACACACCAACGCUAUGCAGCAUGUAUGGAUGGAGGGCAACUCGCCAACCAAGUGUGACCGAUGUCACCGCGGUAUCAAGUGCUAUCAGGGCCUUACUGGACUUCAUUGUGUUUGGUGUCAAAUUACUCUUCAUAACAAGUGUGCAUCUAAUGUGAAGCCGGAGUGUGAUGGUGGAGCACUGAAGGACCACACCCUCCUGCCUUCUUACAUCUGCCCUGUCGUACUGGAUCGUCACUCUGUAGUAAAAAGAGGAGAAGGCGAGUCGUCCCCCAGCACCAGUCCCGAUGACUCCAGCCAGUGCUUCAAAUUCACGGGAGAUGGCCAAGCACUGCAGAUCACCCCUCUCCCUGGGACACAUCCUCUGCUGGUGUUGGUAAACCCUAAGAGCGGUGGUCGGCAGGGUGAAAGGGUGUUGCGGAAGUUCCAGUACCUACUUAACCCCAGACAGGUGUACAGUCUGGAGCGUGGAGGACCCACAGUAGGACUCAACUUUUUCCGUGACGUGCCUGAUUUCCGAGUAUUGGCCUGUGGAGGGGAUGGAACGGUGGGCUGGAUUUUGGAUUGCAUUGAUAAAGCAAAUUUUGCCCGUCAUCCCCCUGUCGCCAUCUUGCCGCUGGGCACUGGGAAUGACCUAGCACGCUGCCUUCGCUGGGGUGGAGGCUAUGAGGGAGGCAGUCUUCUCAAGUUCCUCAGGGACAUCGAGCACAGCACUGAAGUGGUGCUGGACCGCUGGAACAUAGACAUCGUCCCUGACGAUAAAGAGGAGAAGGGAGACCCUGUGCCCUACAGCAUAGUCAACAACUACUUCUCCAUUGGAGUGGAUGCAUCGAUAGCUCACAGAUUCCACUUGAUGAGAGAGAAACAUCCUGAAAAGUUUAACAGCAGGAUGAAAAACAAGCUCUGGUACUUUGAAUUUGGCACUACAGAGACCAUCUCAGCCACUUGUAAGAAGCUAAAUGAGAGCAUUGAAGUGGAGUGUGAUGGCAUCAUCCUGGACCUCAGCAGCACAUCUCUGGAGGGCAUCGCUGUGCUUAAUAUCCCAAGCAUGCAUGGCGGAUCCAACCUGUGGGGUGAGACCAAAAAGAGACGCAACUACAACCGCAUGAGCAAGAAAGUACCAGAGAGGAUGCCUGCUAGCACCGUCACUGAUGCCAAGGAGCUCAAAUUCUGCGUACAAGACCUGAGUGACCAGCUCCUAGAAGUGGUGGGCUUAGAAGGGGCCAUAGAGAUGGGCCAGAUCUACACAGGCCUGAAGAGUGCUGGUCGACGUCUUGCCCAGUGUGCCAGCGUCACUAUCAGGACAUCCAGACUGCUGCCUAUGCAGAUUGAUGGGGAGCCAUGGAUGCAGCCUCCAUGCACGAUACGAAUUACACACAAGAAUCAGGUGCCCAUGCUGCUGGGACCUCCACAGAAAACACCCUUCUUCUUCCUCAAAAAGCGCAACAGAAGUCGGGACUAGACCAAUCACCCCCCCUGCCACAAACACACACAAAACAUAUCUUCACCAUCCUCAGCCCUGCUAUCUGCUCAGGGUGGUGGAGAUGGAUAUCUGGCUGGACAACUAGUACAAAAGUCCAAUUCUUUGGUGACUUACGGAUGGGGAAAAAAAACUUUUAACUCUAUCUUGCAUGGACAAAGGACUCCAACUUCCAUAGUAGCCUAACAUUCAGAGGCUGCAGUGACUGAAUGAACCAACUCAGUGUCUUGACCAGUUCCUGUGUAUUUAAAUCUCUCUGAUAUUCCUAUCACAGGCUCUGCAGCCUGUAAGCUAUGUCCCAUUCCUACCAGGACACCCCACCAGUAGGCCACUGCCUUUGUAUCACACUUUGGCCUCUCACUUCUCAUGAGUAGGUUCAUCAGAUGAUACUGACUGAGAAGCAGAGGGGAUGAUAUAGGAAGGAGCUGAGAAAGAAUAAACUACAGUGCUCAGGAACAUCAUCAAAAAUGUCACCAAAGUAAGGUGAAAAUGGGACAGAGAGUGCUACAUUCAGGGUAGACAGCCAGAGAAAGAAAGUCACCCUGUCAUGAAAUUGUCCUCAAAGUGGGAGCGGGUGGUGCACACUGAGACGUCACUGGGCCCAAGCUUGGCCUGGCAGGACCAGGGAACAAACUAUCCUUCUGAAGGAGUCUGCUGAAUAAUAGAUCAGUGCAUGCAAAGCACUCACUCCAGUGCCUCUCCAAGGCCCCACAACACACCACCACUUAAAGAGACGAAACAGCAAGCUCAUCUAUUAUAAAGUGGGUUGUUUAUGGCCAGUGGGCUGGUGGGGGUAGGUAGGCUUGGGCUUACAAGCUGAGAGAUGCACACCUCCAGCCCUACUGUUUGCUUCUAGCUUAUCUGGUGUCCGCCCUCAGGCUGAUGUCCAUGGGUUACUAGUGUCAGUUUUGUAAAACGACACAGAUGGCUAGUGGCUUGGGUUGCUCUUAGUAUGCCAGACACAGUUAAGAGAAUAAACUAAGAAGGUGCCAACUGAAGUAAUUACUUACAUUAUAUGUAUGUAUGUGUAAACGUAACUACCAAUUUCAAGCAGUAUCUUUCCUAUGAAAUGCUUUUCCUAAUUAUAGCAUGAAAAUAUCAGAUCCUAAGUUUGAGUCCAAAGGCAAAGAGUUUUGAAAACCCCUAACUGGUCAAUGCAGGGAAAAGAAUCUACGUUGCCGUGUAUAUAUUCUGAGGGGCGGGCACCAUAUGCUGUGAAGUAAACAUUUUUUUAACCUUUCUAAUGUAGCCCUUGGAGAUGAUAUCAUUGUUAGACUAAAGAUGCCUACCAUCAUGUAUAUAAAUACACAGUAGUUGUAUAUUCUGAGAGGCUUCUUGUGUGCAUACAUAUGAAUGUGUUUGAUAACUUGCAGAGAAUUGUAAUAUAGCAUCAGAGACUGGCAAUCUUAUCUAAUAAGUGACAUGAAUGGCAGAUAUAAGCAAAUGUCACCAGUAGAGAUCAGCACUCUGUGAUCAUCAGAUACAUUGGCAGUGUGCUGCAUUCAGAACGGAGAUGGUAGAACCACUGCACCCUGGUUUGAAAUUAUAUAACGUUCACUGUUUUACAGAUCUGGGUUUAGGUUUAUUUUUCAGCUUGAGAUAAUUUAACUUCAGAUUUGAACUUUUCAAGGUCAACUAUGAUUGUACAGUGGAGGCUAACUCUCCUUAAAGCACGCAGAACACAAUUCUCUUAAUGGGGCAGGCUGGUGUGCUCUGCCUCUGGUUCCCUUUAAAGAACACUGAACCGCAAAUGCUGUAUCAAGGUCCUAUAAAGCGCAAAUCUGUCUAGAUGACCACAGGAUCUGACAUUUGUACAUUGCAUUGGUCACCUCCUGUCAAUCAGUCACAUGUUAAUGAAUUUCACUAGGUUUCUGUGGUCAUCAGACAGUUAUCUUUUAUGGCUCUUUGGUACUUCUUGACAGGCGGUUUGGUUAAAAGAGUGCAUGUUUACAAUUUCUUUUCAUUUUACAGUUUAGACUGAUUUUAAACAGUUGUGUAUAUAUAGAUAUUUGUUUAUAUUUUAUCUAAAGUUAUACCACCGCAUGCCUGCUGAAGCAAAGAAGACAAAGGUGUCUGCUUGAAGAGAGACCAUGCUGAUUGUUGCAACCCUACCAGUUUCUCCACAUCAUAUUUCUGGACCUUAUCUAACUUUUGCUUAAUGGUCAUAGCCCGCUGUAUUUAUUCGUUGUAUUUUUCUCAUAAUAUAGGUUCGUAGCAUGUUCAUAGUAAAAGUACCUCUGUGGCUGUUCUUUGUUAAGUACUCUGUAGAGAACGGUUUGGCACUAAGAUAAAUGUAUCAACAGGGAACUGAAGUAUGUCUCUGGCAUUCUACCCACAGGAAAUGUCAUCCGUGAUAUAUUCCAUUGUCACCUUCUCUGUUGUUUCUGUCAAUGUAAAUGACUGAUGGCCUUAAACAACAAAUACAGAAUAGCAUUUUGCCUGGAGCAGCACACAUGCAAUACAAACUGAGAAGUCAACCAAAAAAAGGAAGCAAAAUAAGUGGAAAUCUUAUAACUCUUCUACUGUGUUGCACAAAUAGGUAUUUGUUGCCAUUAGCCUCAUCAUCCCAGCCUUCUCUGUAUAGAAGGAGCAGGAUAGCCAUCGUCACCCUCUGUGCAGGACCUGACAAUAUUGACACAUCGUCAAAAGUUAACUAUCACUUUAUGUGUGCAAAAAUUUCUCUUGCGAAUCUUCAUUUAUCAAGGUUUAAUACUACUGUCUUAUGUCUCUCCAUACCAGAAAAUGAUGCGAUAUAAUCUCAAAAAACAUGCUGCUUCUUUGCUCAUAUCUUAGGACCCAGAGGAAACUGAAUUUCUGGACAACGUGGUCUUUUAACAGUGACGGUGAAAUAUCCGUAUCAAUAAAUAAUCUCUUUUCUUUUCUGCAUUGCUCUGAUUUUGACCUUGCCUGUAAAUCAGACAGAGGUGGCAUGGUUUAGCCCAAUGUAGCCCUAUUCUUAGCUGAGGCAGAUAAACAGUAUUAAAUGACACAGAUGCAGUAAAGCCCAUGUCAUCCCUCAGUGUGAUAUUCUACAUGUAUGUGUAAGCCCAUGUUGAGUUAAUGUGGUUUGUAGCACUCCAUCUGUGUGUCAACAAGGGUCAAGGGCACAGUGCAAAACCCUGUGGACUGAGCUCCCACUAAAGAGGAAGGAUUGAUUGCCCCUUCUCCUGACCCUCUUAUCCUCUGUCCUCCCCAUUGCUAUCGUUAGUUGUAGGCAUCCAUGUUGAUGGACAAAAGAUUUAUUGAAUAAAAGGAGAGGUUGAGAACUGA